Drosophila eugracilis is the source of this 2243-nucleotide messenger RNA. RefSeq lists its product as uncharacterized. The record is from RefSeq and is a predicted model, not a curated record. Gene Ontology annotation, molecular function: transmembrane transporter activity. The transcript has 9 exons. Lineage: Eukaryota; Metazoa; Arthropoda; Insecta; Diptera; Drosophilidae. Gene Ontology annotation, biological process: transmembrane transport. Gene Ontology annotation, cellular component: membrane. Bases 278 to 1978 code for a protein of 566 amino acids.
ACCGUGUUUCGUUGCUGCCGGAUUGGAUGUUGAAUUCGGUUUCGUGUUCCCGGCUAUCGCAUCAAUCAAGCGCUUGAAUAAUAAUCGAAUUAAGCAUUAGUAACCCAUAAAUCUGAUCGGAAGUGCCGGGCGCCAGGGAAUUCUCUCCCAUCGCGGUUACGUGACAGGUGUUGCAAUGUGCCAUUGAAGGCCAUCAAGUUCAAGAACCCCAAAACCAUUCAAACAACCGGCUAGACAUUAAAUUUGGUUCAAGAAUUUGUCCGUAGCCAAAAAAGCCAUGGUUGAGAAGGCCUCGAAUGCAUUUACGCUGGAAAAGCUACGAAAUCUGCAAUGGCAAAAGGUGUUUCAUAUGUUCUACGUAGAACCGGUUGUCUUUAUGCUGCUGUUCUCGCACACGCUAUCGGGCACUAUCCAGAGGAACCAAGUCAUCUACCAGACGUGCACGGUAAUCUUCCACUACAAUGAGUCCGAUUGCAAGCAACUGGAUGUGAAGAACGCUAGUGCUGAGAUAAAUGCCAUCGAAACAGAGCUACAGCCAUAUGUGGCCAAUCUUUUCCUAACACGCACCCUCCUGGAGAGCAUUGUUCCAGCUUUCUGUGGCCUAUUUAUCGGCUCGUGGUCGGACCACUAUGGACGGAAACCCCUUCUCAUUGUUUCAAUGAUAGGUUUCUCUGCGUCUUUCCUAAUGAUGGCUGCCAUUUGUGAACUGUCCAGCUACUAUGUUAUCAACCCUUGGUGGUACAUCCUUGCAGCAGUGCCACAUUCCCUGCUCGGCGGGAAUUGCGUUUUCUCGGUGGCAGCCUUUUGCUUCAUCUCAGACAUCACGGAUUGCAAGUCGCGUCCCUACCGCAUGAUCUUCAUGGAGUCGCUAUUCUUCAUCGGUUUGACAAGUGGAUCCCUGCUGUCCAGUUUUGUGUACGCAGCUGUGGGGUCAGCGGCGACCAUCUGCCUUUCUGGCUGCAUAGUGACUUUUGCAACGCUAUUCGUAAUCUUCUGUGUGCCCGAGAGUUUGCACUAUCGCCAGAAACAGGAUGCAAAGAACGCAAUCACCGCAAAUGGAGAAAAGGAUGGCAAGGAAAAGGACUUGUCAAUUACUGCCUCCGAUCUGCAACUUGAGUGUGUUGCUAUCGAUUGUCUGCCAAACUUUAUGGACAAUGAGGAGCCCCAAAAGGAUAAGAAGAUGGAGCUGCCUACUCCGGCGACUCCAGCGAUGAGCUUUGAUGAAGAUAUGCUGGCCAAGUAUGUAGAGCGAUUACCUCAGAAGGCAGAGGAGCGCAAGCGCGAAGAGGCGGAGGAGCUCGCCAAGAAGGCGGGCCUGUUCAGUAUGGUCCACAUUAGAGACAUGAUUAGCACCUGCUUCAAGCGACGCGAUCAUCACGCGCGUGCCAUCAUCUGGCUGGUCACCCUGGCCAUGUUCCUGUCAAUCUUUGUCUUCGAUGGCGUGAUGACUGUGAUGUACCUGUUCGUGCGCGAGAAAUUCCACUGGACAGUGCGGGAUUACACUUUCUUUGAAACUGUCAGCCACCUGGUCCCCAUGAUUGGAGCACUCAUUGGAUUCCUUAUCCUGCGAAAGGUCUUCCGCUUGUCUGUUGUGACCCUGGCACUACUCGCAUUCGCUUCCGAGAUUUUCAACAAUCUAGCUAAGGGCUUUGCAACCAUGCCCUGGCACAUGUAUCUCUCAGUCGUUUUGGGUGUUUUUCGCUCCAUCUCAGGCCCCAUGUGCCGUACUAUAGUAUCAAAUAUUGUGCCUCCCUCAGAUCUGGGCAAGAUUUUCUCCAUCAAGAAUGUUUUGCAGUCGUUCGCACCAUUUGUGGCGGCCCCCCUGUACACCCUCAUAUAUAAGCAAUCGCUAACCACGUACCCGGGUCUGUUCAACUUCGUCAGCUCGUUCCUGUACCUGCUGUCGUUCGUGUUUAUUGGAUACGUUUUACGGAUCAAAUACCGACACAAACAGCACUACGCCAAGGUUCUGAAGUGAGGCGGCGAGUGCGGAUUUGUGGCCAAAUUAACAUGUGAUCACCCCAACCAAGCAAUAAAAAUUUACAAGUGGAGCGAAUUUAAAGAUGCAAAUCCGGAAAACACGCCCUAAACUGUGAGGCAUGAGUAGUUUAAGGCUGAACGAAUGGAUCUUGUUUGACUUGUUUAUUUAUAUUUUACCCCUUAGUAUUUUUAAAUUGUCUUAAGAUAAUAUUAAGAUUUUUCUCCCAUUGUGGACAAUUAAAUUGUUAUGAUUCAGAAAACAA